Messenger RNA from Pelobates cultripes (western spadefoot toad), 249 nucleotides. NCBI's taxonomy places the organism in Eukaryota, Metazoa, Chordata, Amphibia, Anura, Pelobatidae. The record is from the annotation of a GenBank genome assembly.
AUGGACACGGCAGAUGUUACUACUGUAUGGACACGGCAGAUAUUACUACUGUAUGGACACGGCUACUGUAUGACACGGCAGAUAUUACUACUGUAUGAACACGGCAGAUGUUACUACUGUAUGAACACGGCUGUGGCAGAUAUUACUACUGUAUGGACACGGCAGAUGUUACUACUGUAUGGACACGGCUACUGUAUGAACACGGCAGAUUACUACUGUAUGAACACGGCAGAUGUUAUUACUGUAUGA